Messenger RNA from Dicrocoelium dendriticum, 421 nucleotides. Lineage: Eukaryota; Metazoa; Platyhelminthes; Trematoda; Plagiorchiida; Dicrocoeliidae. The record is from the annotation of a GenBank genome assembly.
CACGAAUGGAACCGCUAGCCUUCUUUACAAUAAUACUCCCAUGGCCUUACUAACGACUUCAUUGUGCUGGUUUUCUUUCCAGACGUACGGAAGUAAUGAACAAUACAUGCUGCGCAUUCAACUGCAGAGAGCCAUUGUCAUCAUCACCUUCUGCUGCAUCCCUUGCAUUUCACUGCAUUUGUUUGCGGAACCUGUGCUUCUACUGCUACAACAAAACCCACAAACAGCAAGAGAUGCAGCCGAUUAUAUUCUCUGUGUUUCACCUGGACUGUGGUUUGCAGCAAUUGGACAAUGUUUGACCAAAUAUCUACAAUCACAGAACACGGUGUAUCCGCCUCUAUGUAUAGGCAUCAUUGGCAAUUGUUUGAACGCUCUUCUUCAUUACGUGCUACUCUACGUGAUGAAAGUCGGUGUCCGGUAA